AGCGACGACCCGGCCGGCGUGCAGUGUCAGUCGGUGCAGCAGAAAGAAAAGAGCGAGCGACCCCGAACGAGCCCCCAGUCGGACCGACUGUUUUUUCCACGUGGACCCGGACGCGAAAAGGGCGGCAAGAUUUUCUCGUUAAACAGUGCCGACUAUCCGAUAGGACGGAUCCUCAAGAUGGACCACGCGGCCGGGCCGAACUCGGCCGGCGGCCAGGACAACUCGGCCCUGUGUCUGCAGGACCUGGUGUCGGCGGGGGCGGCCUCCCUCGAGCACCACCACCCGGCCCACCACCACCUGCACCACCACCACCACCAGGAGCACUCGCUGCACCUCAACCACUCGGCCGCGCAGCACCUCAUGAGCUCGGCCGAACACGCGGCCGCGGCCGCCGCCGUGGCCGUCGCGGCCCCCGCACCUUCCGUACCGCCACCCUGCCCGCCUCUCCACCACGAGCCGCUCGAGAAACUCAAAAGAGUGUGGGAAACGUCGUCAGACUUCCGGGAAAACCCGCACAACAUGACCAGCAGCAUGGACCACUCGCAACUGACUUUCCCCACCGCGAGGAGUAGAGGAAGAGACAGAAAAGGGAGCAGAGCUUUGUCGGUGGACGCGGGCAUCGUCAAGUCGGAGCCGGGCAUCGACGGAACGGACCAAGACGACGGCAAAGACGGAAAGAAGAAACGGCAGCGCAGACAGCGGACGCACUUCACCUCGCAGCAGUUGCAAGAGCUCGAGGCGACCUUUGCCAGAAACAGGUACCCGGACAUGAGCACCAGGGAGGAGAUCGCCAUGUGGACCAGUCUCACCGAGGCCAGAGUCAGGGUGUGGUUCAAAAACCGCCGGGCCAAGUGGCGGAAGCGUGAGCGAAACGCGAUGAACGCAGCUGCAGCGGCGGCGGCCGACUUCAAGAACGGGUUCGGCACGCAAUUCAACGGACUGAUGCAGCCAUUCGCAGACACAGACUCGCUGUACUCGUCCUACUCGUCGUACAACAACUGGGCCAAGGUGCCGAGUCCUCUGGGGGCCAAGAGCUUCCACUGGGGUCUGAACACGGUGGCGCCACUGUCGGCGGCGGGCCAGUCAAGCGUGCCGAGCGUGGGCAUCAACUGCUUCAACACGCCGACGGGGGGCAUGAACAGCGGGUCGACGCUGAUGCCGACGUCGUCGAUGAGCUCGAGCCUGAACAGUUCGCCGGCGGCGCAGUGUCCGUACGGCACGACCUCCCCGUACAUGUACCGCGGCGAGGCUUGCACCUCCAUGAGCUCCAGCAUCGCCUCCCUCCGUCUCAAGGCCAAGCAGCACUCGUCCGGCUUCGGCACCUACUCGCCCUCGCUCAGCCCCCGCUCGGCCGCCUCCAACUCGACCCUGUCGGCCUGUCAGUACGCCGGGUCGGCCACCGGCGGCGCCACCGGCUCGGCCGUGUCCUCGUCCCCGGGCGAACGGGGCAGCGCCGUUUGAGAUUCGGCCUUGGGGGUUGCCGACGACGACGACGACAACAACACAGCGCAGCACUGAGACGACGCUCGCGUACGCAAUCCUCAAGGUGAAAACGCAAUCAAAGUCCACGCUGGGCUUGCUCCACCAUAGACUCUUCUCGGCCGCCGAUUUCCUCCGUUCUAGUUCGGACGUCUGCAGCUUUUGAUUUUGUUCUUUUCUUGCUCCCACUGGAAAGAAAGCAAAAAAGUGUGGCGGCAGGAGAUUGGGACAAGCCCAGUUUUGAUAGAACGUACAAAUUAUUAAUGUUCUUCCCCCGCCGGAUUAAUAUGUAUGCGUAACGAAAUAAUUAACUAAACACAAGUGACUAGAUUAAAAGCGUAACUUCUCCCACCUUUAAAAUACCUGAGGUAAUCCAAAUACAAUAAGUAGAGCCACACGAUUUAGACCCUUGAACGUGUACCAAUGACAAACACCCACCUAUAAAAUUGCGGUGAGAGUGAUUCACCAGUUAUAAGUUUUCCCCAAUGCGGAAAAGAGACCAAGAUUGUGUAAUUUCUGUUACAUUUGUGGAUUUGUGCUCAAUUUACGUUCUAUAUUAGGCGCAAAAUUUUGAGAUUCGUACAAGAGAGAUGCAGAAAACUCCGUUGUAAAUAUUUUGGCAAAAUUUUUACGCUGAAAUUCAACCUAAACCAAAAAUUAUUGGUUAACGAGAUAUAUCUUUAGUCUGGAAAAAUGAGAGUGCGUCAGUUAAGUGAAUGCAAAAUCUUGUAAAUACUUGAGCGAUUAUUUCCUAUUUGUCCAGAGUUGCGCAAUCUUUAGGCAAUUCAAGCAAUACACGCGCAUCUUUAAAAGCAGAGUGUGCAGAUUGUUGAUUUUAGCAAUUCCAUUAUUUGUUAUAUUGAACCUCUCAGAAUUACGAAAAAAGAAGGAAAAACUUUAAAAGUAAGUGCGAGACUGGUGGAAAAUUUUGAACUUCAGAUGUGAUUGAGUGUUAAAUUUAUCUAUCAAAGUACGUCUCUCAUCUCUUGUGUACUGGAGCGACGCGUGUAGAAUAUAUUACACUUUGUUUGUGGCGAGUUUGUUAUUGUACCAAAAAUAUGAUAAAUAAGUAAUAAUUAUAUAUAUAUCUUUAAUACAAUCAGCAUUGAUCUGACGAGUAUUUAAAAGAAAUGAAAAUCAGCCCCACAUGCAAUCAGGAGAGAAACUGUAUUAAAAAACCAUUUUUCUUCAACUUUCUAGACCGUUUCAUCCGAGCAUUGUUUGGUCUCUGCAAGAUAAUUUUGUCAUUUAUAGCGCAAGGCGGAGCCUAUACGAGUCUCUAGUCAUAGUUCUUAACUUUGCAUCUAUAUUUACGCAGUUGUUUCCCGGAUCAAUCUUUCGGUUGCAGAAUUGGACAUAAACUGUCAAAAGUGUACAAUAAAAAUGCUGAUUUUAUUACUAAUAAAAUGUGCCAAA
Messenger RNA from Neocloeon triangulifer, 2895 nucleotides. RefSeq names its product pituitary homeobox x (gene Ptx1). The record is from RefSeq and is a predicted model, not a curated record. Gene Ontology annotation, cellular component: nucleus. The transcript has 4 exons. Lineage: Eukaryota; Metazoa; Arthropoda; Insecta; Ephemeroptera; Baetidae. Gene Ontology annotation, biological process: anatomical structure morphogenesis; regulation of transcription by RNA polymerase II. Gene Ontology annotation, molecular function: RNA polymerase II cis-regulatory region sequence-specific DNA binding; DNA-binding transcription factor activity, RNA polymerase II-specific. Bases 178 to 1461 code for a protein of 427 amino acids.